GGAAAAUAGGAAUUAAUCAACAUAUAGUACCGGAGCAUUUCCAUUGGCUCCUCUUCACUAGUAAAGAUAUUCUUCACUAUAAUAACAGAACGUUUUAUAAUCUCAAAUAGUCAUUUCAGCUGUCUCAGACAUCUACUUUAGUAUUCAUACUCUCAUUUAAUCAGUAAAUACAGGAAAAAGGAUUCUGGGAAGUACAGUGUGAAUGAAUGACAGCUGCCAGCCUGGUGACUGUUAGCCUCAGCUCUGUUGGACUAUGACUGCAUGCUUUUUGUGAAAGAGUUGAUAGAGUCAGCAGAAGAUUGUGCUGAAGUAAAAGAAUCUGAAGUGAUGGAGUGAUGAAUCAUUUCUGAGGUUUGGGAACCUGAGAAGUCUGAAUCCAUACAUAAGCUUUCAUUGGUGUCAGUAUUGCAGCUGGUAUCUGAAGAUGCAUCUUUAUUGGUGUAUCAGCACCAGAAGUGUGCUUUUUGGGUGACUUUCCUGAGCGUUGCCAUUCAGCAUCGUCAUGGUGUGUCCCAGAGCAUAGAAACUGAGUUCUGCUGGGGUGAAACUGAACUGGAAGAUCCACCUCAUGCAACCCAUACUAGUAAGGACUAGAAUACUACCCUGUUUUCCAGACAUCCCCUCAGGGAUUACUCACAAAAAAACCUCCAGUAGCACAACUAAAAGAUAAACACAGAUGUUGCAACAAGAUUUUGCUCUGCUGGGAUCCCCUUUAUUUACCACAUAACUUGUUUUUCUUUUCCAGAGGCUCCACUGAUAUUAUCACAUCUGAAAGCACAGCACCUUAUCCUUAACAUUCUCCAAUUCUGCCCAAUUUCAAAAUGAAUAGUUGGAGAGUUUCUGAGCUUCUCCUUUCUUUUUGCUCAAGAAACGUUAUAGGAAAUGAAAUAUAAAAUCAUAUCAGCAUCUAAUCAAAUUCCCAGCCCCUUUUCAUUUUCAAAGCAUUCCCUACACUUAGCUGCGCAGUCUUGCUGAGAUAAAAUGUGGGCUGUGCAACUCCAUCUCUCUGUGGGACAUUAUUCUAUUGCUUUGAUGAUAGCCUUCAGAGCUUCUAUCGCUACCCCAUGACUUAAAAUACAUUUGCUGCAGGGUCAGGCUCCCAUCUGCUUUGCUCUUGGCAGCUGAAGUCAGCUUACUACAGAAACAAAGGUGGGGGGACGAAACAGGAAAGGAAAGCAUAAUGGUUAAAUGUUUUGUCCUUUCUGUUAGAUGUGAGGUCAUUUGCUGAAUAGGCAGCAAAACUGUCCCUGUUCUCUGCAUGGAUGCCAACAUGGGCCAACUGGGGAAGAAACAUAUAGUUCACAGAGAAGUCACUUCUUGUUCUUCUGAAAAGCAAAAUGUUUACACUGCAGGAGAAAUAGAUUUGCCAGAAGUUGGAGCCAUUCAAUGAAGAAAUUAAUUUAAACUAAGACUGCAUUUUCCAGUUUUGAUAAAGACUUUUCAACCUGCUACUUGCUUCAGCUACUUCUUGAAAACAAAACUAAACUAACACUGAUUACUGCAGUGAUGUUUUAAAGAUCUAGAAAUGAGAACUUAUCUCCCUUUUAUAUAGGAGAUGCAUUUCAUUUUUACAUAUCAGUUAAAUGUACCCUAUAUUCCUACAUUUUAUUCAAAAUCAUGUCAACUUGUGACCCAAGCACUGAUAGCUUAGCACAUGUAAAUUCCCUGGAAUUAUGGAUGUAUUUUUGUUUAUGCUGCUCGUUUCUUACUCCUAGCUGGAGAAAGUCACCUAGAACUUAGCAUUACCUUUGAGUUUCUUGGCUCCCACUAAAAGUAAUGGAGUUGCCUGAAGACGUGUAAGUUACUGGGCAGAGAACCCAGGUCUUUGGGAAUAAUGGAAAAGAAAACAAAGAAACCAUAAAUGUAGUUUUUAAUCCUAAGAACUGAUAACACUAAACGUCAUUGCUGCCUUUGUCCUAACAAUGGCAAUAUAAAAAUCCAAGCUUUUACCACACAUACAUUGCAGGAAAUAUACAUAAAAUUGCACAGUAAAUAGAAGUGGAUGAAAUAAGAGAUCGAUUUCCCAUGUGGCAUGGCAAGAUUUAAUUCAUUCAACAAUUGAAGCUAUUAUUUUCAUGAUAAAUAAAACACUGUGUAUGAUGCAGACUACAAUAUCAAGUAUGUUCUGAAAUAUUUAUGCAAUUCUUUUAAGGAUUAAAAUCACAUCUUACAAGGCUAAGAACUCCAAAGGCUAUGGUGAGGAACUGGUAGCUUUAUCUCAAUGUAGACUGCGAUGGCUUUGUGUGCCUUUGAAAUUGCCACGCUCUUCAAAGAAAAAGGAAGUGCUUUAAGUGUUUUUCCUUCUCCUUCAGCCAGGAGCCGCGUUUUGGAAUGAAGCUCAAGUUUGAGUAAAGGAAGUGUUCAAAAUUUUAAAAUGUUGUGAUAAAUACUGCAUGACAUCGGUGUAAAACAGGUGCCCGCUGUACACAGGACUGUGCUUUGCUUUGUGUCAGAUCUCUUGAACAUCAGAAGUUUCAGAUCGUUCUGGAAUCGGUUUUAUAAAUGAGGGCUGGACGACUCAAAAGUGCAAAGCAUAAUGGCAAUAGAAAACUGCAUCUCAGGAGCUGAACUUACGUCUUUUUUCUUUCUCACCCCCUCAUUUUUAUCUACAUUUAUCAUUAUUACCUGCAUAGAGCAAUAACGUUUUGAAGAAAUGCCUGAUUUUUGAUGCCUCAGUUAUUUGAUGUCUUUUUUCAAGACAUUUUACAUUUCAGAGAGUGAGUCAGACACUUUAAACAUCCAGACUGGCUGCUUAUACCUUUUCUGAGCUGUAUUUUUUGUCUCUGGAUACAAAGUAAAUUCCUUUAAUGGAUUUAUUAUCAAGAAGAUUCAAAAAAGCAUUAGCUUCACUCUUCUACUCUCUUGACUGCAGUUUAGCAUCUCACUCUGUGGAGGGUUUGAAAGGCAUGGAAAAUAUAAAAGGACUCUGUGCCACAAUUAGGAAACGUGGAUUUCUCCCUCGCAGAAACUUCUGCUGUGGACUCUUCUCCAUCUUGUGUCUGAUGCAAAGGCUUAUGCCUGCCCUGUGAGCUACUGCUGGAGGAUUAAGGGAGGACUGAGAUCCCCCAUUGACACCUUUAGAGCUUGAGACCAGUGAACUCUUCCUGUCUUUCAUAAACUAUGCUCUGUGUGACUUCUGAAGGUGCUCUGGAUACAAAUUGAAACUGAGCUAAUUUGGAUUACCAUUACUGCAGUGUCUAUUAGACAUCAGGCAACGCAGUCUCUGCUAUUCAAAGGCGAAGUGCUACGCCUCAGUGUCUCCCCUCAAAUCACCUCUGUAGACCAAAGCUACACAUCUGUCCUUCUGCCAAGUCUACGAAGCUCAUAGUUUCAGAAAACCGAUGCGCUCCCAUCCACUGAAAGGAAAACUGUGAGCUAAUAUCCUGUCUUCAUGCUACAAGAAUUUGUAGAUGAAAACAAAUGCACCCCUUAUCUAUAAAAUGAUUGUUUGUUCUACAGUAUUUAUGACACCUCUCCAUUGCUAUCUCUUCCUAGGUUAUGGUAAACCAAGAUGAUGCUUUAUAUUUCUGCAUCAGUCUAGCCAUGGAAAAUUAGAUUUAGUAAACAGAGAAUCUUAAUAAUCUUAAUGUCCUUCUCAAAGAGAAAUGAAUCAAAUUAUCAUAAUGAUUAAAUUACAGUUCUGUUGUUUCGUAAAAGCACAACAAUAAAUAAGUGGGGACAUUGCCAAUACUUCAGACUCCACUGAAGAUUCGCUGGCAUGCCCAUGAGUGCCUUGGCAAACUGCAGCCGUUGUCCUCUUAUCAAAAAGAAAUAUCUAUACCUUUGCACCAUAGCAAACAUACCAUGCAAUAUUAACUUCAUGCUAUAUCCACAUGAUUCAUUUAAAAGCAGUUAAACAACAAACCAAAGCAAUGUUUUUGGGUCCAGGAUGUAGAGCACCUCAUCUACAUGAGAGGAAUGAUGUGAAUUUGCAGCCCCGUAUGUGGACUGAAAAUAGCACUGAAAGAAAUCAUGGCUUGAUUCCCUUGGUUAAAAGUGGCCUCCUGCACUACACUGCUGAGCUCUUUCUUUGCUGUUGUGAAAAAUUUCCUUUUCACUGUCUGUAGCAGGAAUUAGAGGUGUAGCUUUUCAACGGCUCUUUAUUGCUGCAGAGAAUUACAAAGGAGGACAAAUCAUAGACGUUGCAAAAAUAAUGAGAAUUCAAGGCUAUUUCUGGAUUAUAGUGAUGUGAGGAUGCUUUGGUAUUUUUGUAACACUAGAAAUCUUAACAGCUCUCAAUUCCAGUUCUGGAGCAUUGAAAAGAUCUCUCUGUUUACACUCUGCUAAUCCCAGCACCAAAGCACUAGCUGCUAAUUGAUCUCCUUUUUCUAUCAAGGCCCAUACUGCAGUCCAGUAAAAGUAUUUUUGAUUCUCUGGAGGAAUAAAGUGGGGCAGGAAAGAGGCAUGGCUCUUUCAGGGAGAAAAAGAAACAAAAGGAUUGGGCAAGAAUUAAAAAUGGGAAGAAUCAGAGCAGAGGUGGAAAAAGAUAAUCAGAGAUGAUUAAUCAGACAAAAUGAGAAGAUUGAGGAGGCUGAGAAAGGGACACUCUUUUAAGAAUUGUAGUCAUUAGAAGGGAGUUUGAUGUUUUCAUGUGUUCUUUUUUUGCUAUAUUCAACACAAAUGUAGCAUAACUGAUUAGUUAUCACAUUAUCAUUAACAACACUGGGGACCAAAGAGAGGAUGAAUUAUUCAUGUAAAACCAGUACAAAUAGACACUUGAGGACAUAAUUUGUUUCCUAUCUUCCUCUAAAAGUAGCAAUUCUCUGUCUUUUUUUUUUUUCCUAUUCCUUUAAAGAAAAAAUUGGGAAGGAAAAAAGCAAAAAAGUCUAUUUUACAAUAAUCGGUGAAGUCGAUCUGAGGGAAGAAAAAAAGAACUUUACUGCUUACAAAGGAAUUUCCCAGUGUGCUGAGUUAAAUGCAUUGCUAUUUUAAAGCAUUUUAGAUAAUGUAUAUCUUUGUGACACUACAGCGGCAGCUCAGUGAAAGAGCCUCUCAGCUAACCUUGGUAAGUACCUACUGCAUUCUGGUACCCCACUUCCAGUGCAGUUGAACCAAAUAUUCCCUUUAGAACAAAUUAGAGCACAAAACAUGUCAAGCCUUCCUCUAAAAGCCUUGGAAACUUAAACAGAAAGCCUGUUAUAUCUGCGGGCUGAAUUGCCAACAAAGAUGCUCUGUGCUUUUUGGUUUGCAGAGACGAAACAUUCAGAGCACUAUUAGGUCCUUUCCUAACGCAUCGUAACAAGGAACUGAUCACUGCCACUCUUGUACAGCACCAAUUGUGAUAAAUACACAGAACUAAUUGCAAUGAAUAUGGAAUUCUGUAGGAAUCCCACCAUUUCAUUUAGUCUGAACUGAUAUAACCAGUAAUUCAGGCUUGAAUCCACAGUGGGAUCCUUUUGUGAGUAUCAGCGCAGGAGAAACAGAUCUUUCUACCAAAAACAGUUCUGCAGUACAAUAUUUACAUACAGCAGCAUUGUACAGCUUAAUGUUAAAGCUUUCUCUCUACCAUCACAUGGUAUAAGAGCUAAUUCUUUAAAACUGGUUGAUUAAAAUCUGUCUGCAGUUGUAGAAAGUAAAAUAUGUAUGAACUGAUUUAGCUCCAGUUUGCUCAAUUAUCGUAAUUUAGAAAUCAAUACAUAACAUUUCAUAACGUGUUUUAAAAGGCAAAUAAAUAUUUCAGAUUUGCCUUAGGCUUUCCUAGGAAAAAUUGCACAGAAGCUGAACUGCUGAUUUCUGAUUCCAAGAAGAAACACAUUUGAAUGAGAAAAUGAAAGCUAAACGUUGAUGGUGAAAUUAGAACGGCCAGCAUCCGCCCUGCUGCAGCCUGGGAUGGCACCCAGCUCAGGGGAGCUGAUUCCCAUUAUUUUAUGUCAUCGAUUCACAUUAUUUUAUGUCAUCUUUAUCAACCACUGUCAUCAUUUUCAUCUUAUGCACGACAGUCACUCUCUGGCUCACCUUGACCAAUGCACUUAGAUUUGCCACAUCACGCAGUUGUUGAUGUCUAGGACUGUAGGUUUAUUCCAUUGAUGGUGCUUACUUUCCCUGCUAGGGAGCAUUGAUCAGACUGACUUGGAACAAAGACUGCUUUGUGUUGUGAGCCGGGACACAACCAUUGUGUUUAAUUAGUAAGCAGUCUUUGUUUUGCACACAAUCAGAUCCUCAGCCUACUUGAGCUGCAGAGCUGCUGAUUUUUUAGCAUGUAGAUACUAUAGAAGAGUAAGCAAAAGUAAUAAAAUACAGAGGCUGUCAAAGUGCUCCUCAGGUAAAAACAAGCCCCGGGGUCUCUCAGCCUACUUCGCAGGAAAUCAUGAAACUGUUAAUACAUUUUUUAGGCAUCUAAAUGGUAAUACUCCUUGACACCUGCCCUGUCCUUCCUCUUCUUGUGUACUGGUAAAAUACAUCCUCUGCUGUAUGCUAGAUGUGAUACAAGUUGAACCACACAUCUUCAUGUGACAGAAAUAUAACUCAUGGAAGACGGGCCAAAUUUAAAUGAGCAGAAGAAUUAUGAGUAAGCAAAUGUUAUGAGGAUCAAAUCCAGGGUUCAAGCUGAGGGAAUAUAGGACAGGCUUUUCCCCCUCAGUCACAAUGCGUAGCAUUAAGCGUUCAGAUCUAAUUGCAGCUUAUCUUCAACAGCACUUGUGGAAAUUGAUAUUAAAUUGGGAUAUUUCUGCCCUCCUUUGACCAAUGGUGUGUGCCUGACAGAACAACAUCAGGAUUAGGUAUGGAAAUAAGAACGUCACUACUACUUCUGCAGUUACUGAUGGCACAGCUCAGCACUCAAUAAGUUUUACAGAAUUUUUGGAUCCAUUCCAGCGGGUUAUCCAGCCAGAAGAGAUCUGGCUGUAUAAAAAUCCUUUGGUGCAAUCAGACAACAUACCUACUCGUCUUAUGUUUGCAAUUUCAUUCCUUACGCCGCUGGCAGUCAUUUUUGUGGUGAAAAUAAUCCGGCGGACAGACAAGACUGAGAUUAAAGAGGCUUUCUUAGCUGUUUCCUUGGCUCUAGCUCUGAAUGGAGUCUGCACAAAUACUAUUAAAUUAAUAGUGGGAAGACCGCGUCCCGAUUUCUUUUACCGCUGCUUUCCAGAUGGAGUAAUGAACUCUGAAAUGCACUGCACAGGUGAUCCAGAUCUGGUGUCUGAAGGCAGGAAAAGCUUUCCGAGUAUCCACUCUUCCUUUGCAUUUUCAGGCCUUGGCUUUACCACCUUCUACCUGGCUGGGAAGUUGCAUUGCUUCACAGAAAAUGGCCGGGGGAAGAGUUGGCGGCUCUGUGCAGCAAUACUGCCUCUCUACUGUGCCAUGAUGAUUGCUCUGUCGCGUAUGUGUGAUUACAAACACCACUGGCAAGAUGCUUUUGUUGGAGGGAUCAUUGGCCUCAUUUUUGCUUAUAUAUGCUACAGACAGCACUACCCUCCUUUGGGUAAUACAGCUUGUCAUAAAUCUUACGUCAGCCUGCUAGAUCAGAACUCAAUGAAGAAAGAAGAGAGACCUACAGCAGAUAAUGCUACUGGCCUGCCUCUAGAGGGAAUAACUGAAGGUCCAGUAUGACUUAAGAAAUGCAAAAUGAACUUUUAGCCUUCUCACAUUUUCUCCAAGCUGGUCUCUUAACACAGUGUUUCUUACCGUACACUUCAUCUGUACUACUACUUUUGUUUCUUUCCUAGUUUAUAAAGACAAAUUGAACAUUUUAUUUUUAAUGCCAUAGUAUUACUAUACUUUUAAAUUCUGAGUUUCAAUUCAUAUUGACUGCUGAAUUAUCUGUUUUCAGUCUACUGCAAACAGAUAGGUUAUUCAGGGGAAGCAGAAAGGACAUUAAAAGGCAAUCCCAUAUGGAGAUUGAUCAAGAGAGUAAUUUUAAAGAAGGUGUGGUUGAGGAUAGGGUAGAUCUGGAAACAGAUUUUCAUAAGUACUUUGUAUCUCCUAGAGAGUUCUGAUUGUCUUCAGCACUCACUCACUUCAAUGGGUGAUGAGUACACACAGCACUUUUCAUCAGAUAUUCAGUGUCUGUUCUGGCCAGAUGUUUCUUUGUGUAAUUUAAUAAGUUAGGGAAUCAUCCUUCUGUUUAUCUUAUUGCCUUCGAACACGGUGAACUCCUUAUGCCAGGAGGACUUUGUAUUAAGCUUUGGCAAGGUCAUUCUGAGCUACUAAUCAAGCAGCCAACAGGCAUGAGUGGUUACAAGUUUGUAAGAGCCAAGCCUUGUCACAUUAGUAGUUCUACAGGAUGAUGCUGUCAUUUGAGAAAUUCCACACUGUUAAAACUAUCAGCUUGCAAUAACAUGUAUGUUCAUAGGAUGGAUCAUAAACUUGGUGUUAUAUCGUUAGCAAUUUUUUGGGAGUGCUUGCGGUAAUUUCCAUCAAAACAAAAUGAAAGUAAGGAAUAUUCAUGACAUUCAACAAGCGGAAGUCUUUAAAACAAAUUAAAAAAAAAAUAAAGUCUGAGGAUGAAGAAACAUAAUGGUUUUGUGAUUCUCAGUGUACCACGUUCAUUUGUGUGUAGUGACUCACUGCAGCAUUGAUGAUCUGAAGAAAUGCAAAGAUUUUCAUUUGUGACUUUGGGUGCACGACCAUGAAUGCUUUUGGUGGUUUCCAGCACUGUAACAUAUCCAGAAGAAUGCUGGCAAUGGUGUUCCACUUUAACCAUUCCACAUUCUCAGCUCAUCAUGUUCUUGUGCAUGGUAUUCGCAAAGGUUGGCUCUGGUACCUGAACUGAAACUCACUUCAUUCAAAACAGUGUUGGUACAGAGGACGUGACCAAACAACCUUAGUUAAUUUAUUAUUAUUAGGAUCCAGUUUUGUUACGUAUGCACUAUGCAGUAUACAUCACAUUCCUGUGAAAUAAUAUAGCUUUGGAUGGCAGAUUGUCAGAUUCCAGAAUCUCUUUUUGUGGAUAUCCUGUGAAAAUAGAGGUAGAUAUUCUAGACCAUGUCCGGGCAGUUGAACAUUUCUUAGCAGGGCCUGCUACUUAAAGCAAUCAAGACAGUGUUGACCAACAAUCAUUUUUACGGUGCUUUAGACUGGAGGAGACUGCUGCCAUAAUUAUUAUUCAUGUGUUCCUGUUGGAAUAUGUAUUGGCCUUGUAGGCAUUUUGUGAUUCAAACCGCUCAAUGUCUUUAUGUAACGCUCGUCAUUUACUUUUGUCAAAGGUAAUCUUUGUAGGUUUUUGUUUUGAGAAGAGCUACUUCCUGAUUGGCAACACUUGAAUUUUUAUGGAAAACAAGUAAAUUAAACUCCCUUUUAAAAACUGUAAUAAUUGUGUACAAGUGAAUACAAUGAUAGUGUGUAUAAACAUAUAUGAUAUUUGGAAAUCAUUGUAAAUAGGGAGUGAUGUGAAGGGACAAAUUACAAUAGGCAUAAACCCAGCAGGAUUCUGUAGAAAUUAGGCCUGAUCUACUGAUACUGGUUUGACUGUAUUGUCAAACGCAGUGUUAGAGGUAGGAUUUUUUACUGACAAUUACAGUAUUCUGAGCUAUGAGUAGACAGAGUUGGCCAAAUCUAUCUGUCUUUCUGCUGUACGUGUGCUGGGUCAUGAAGCAAAAGGGAAGCAGAAUUGUGCUGGCAUUGUACAUGCAUUGGAUCUGACAAAACACUUCUCUGGGUGUAAUUAAGAUCUUACUCUAGAAAUCCACAAACUUUAGUGAAGGUUUAAUCUUUCUAAGAAGUUUUUAAACCAUCCUAUCGAGUUCUGUAACAGAGAUACCAUUUUCUAUUACGUCAUAUGGGAUGACCAAAAGAAAGCCCUACGGUAAGGGUGUUGUCUUUUCAUUGUAUAGGGAUUUGCCAUUAGCUUUUUCUUUCAGCAGGAACCUUAGUCUUCCAGGUUAUAUGCAAAUGUUAAAAAAAGAAUCUUAAAAGUAGAAGUUUAAUACUGAUGCAUAGUGCAUUUUGCAUGUUUUUAUAUAGAUCUGGCUUAUUCUCAAAAGUGAGUGGGGCCUCUUAACUGUGCUGUUCACAUUCCCAGUAUUUUAAUGGCUUUUGAUACAAAUAAGUGAUUUUCUUUGGGUUGGGAAGUGCUUGUGCAGACCUUAAAUGAGUAGCGGCUGUUGAAAGAUUGGAAUGUGAAAUGUAAUGUAGCAUUGAUACUGUGUCGCAAGAGUAAUUGGUGAGCUUUGCAAAGCAGGAAAGAAUAACAAAUUUUAAUGUAAUUAAGUUGAAAGUCAUAAUACAGACAAUGUGAAAGCUUUGAUUAAAAUGUAAUUAAAAUUAUGAAAGACAUAAUGAGGUGAAACUUACAGCGGGAUCUGUAGAUGCUGUAAUUACCAGUGGAAAGCCAGCGUGGGGAAGGCAUUUUUUGUGGAUCAAUGUAUUUUAAUCUCAUGCUUUCUCAGUGUGAAGGAGAUGUAAUGUUGUAAUGCACCAAUAAAACAACACAUGAAUAUGGGUUUGUA
Messenger RNA from Gallus gallus (chicken), 10382 nucleotides. RefSeq names its product phospholipid phosphatase 4 (gene PLPP4). Gene Ontology annotation, molecular function: phosphatidate phosphatase activity. The coding region runs from base 6889 to 7545 and encodes 218 amino acids. The record is from RefSeq and is a predicted model, not a curated record. NCBI's taxonomy places the organism in Eukaryota, Metazoa, Chordata, Aves, Galliformes, Phasianidae. Gene Ontology annotation, biological process: phospholipid metabolic process. The transcript is spliced from 7 exons.